UUGUACAUCGAAGGUUCAGCAGAUACAUUUACAGUGGCAUGAAGGGAGCAGAAAUCAAACAAAUGGAAAGCUGACGAAGAAAGGAAAUGUUGAAGGUUUCCAGUUCUUGAUCUGUUUAUGGCAUGUCAACUUACUAAGUCAAAAAUUAAGAACGUGAGGUUUCCGGAGCUGGCCAAGGUUUUAAAGAUGACGCGUGAGUUAAGCUUAAAACUGCUACAUGGCGUGUGAAUUUUACAGAAAGGCAUGAUAAUUAUUAUGAAAGGAGGGAGAGGUUUAACAAGUUCUCCGGUUAGAUCGAUGUAAAGAUCGACGUACUGAUGCAAAUGAAAUGCCAAAGACGCCAUGUUCCCGUCAAAAUGUCACAGGAAGCCGUGCGUGGAACUACUAAACAUUAGCAUGGCGUGCAUUAGUUACUUUCAGUCAGGCAUCAAGGCUAAUCAGAAGGCAGCUGGCACGAAACUCAGUGUAUGUUUUGUCGCGAAGUACAGCCACUGCGACACGUGUAAAUUGGCAAGAAAUCUCAAAGUUUCCACUAAGGUGACUCACGCGAGAUACUUCUUCAAAAUAUCGUUACAUCUUGCUGACAUUCACGACCAAAACGACUUAUAAUCUGGUUUUAGUCAGGUCGAAAAGGACGACAGGGCCCAUGUGAAACAAUCAGAUCGAACGCAAAUGGAAAGGACAGGGGAAAAAUACCCAACUGGUUUGUAGAGGAAAUAUUUCGAGAAAUUUCCUGCUUUGAAAACAACAGUUCUGCCAGCGCACGAAGAUUGGGAAAUUGAUAUUAAAGUUCGGUUCAGGCAUUUUCAGGUCUCCAAGCUUUUAAAGAGAGGAAGGAUUCAGUAAUAUCAAAAGACACUGACUGAUGAAGGGAAGCUAGAAAAAAUUAUCACCAUGGCUGUGGGUUUAGUUGUGGUAAUAGUGUUCAUGAUUGUGUUUACUGUGAUUGGGAACACUACAAUCUGCUACAUUAUCUACAGAGUAAGGCGUCUUCAUUCCCCUUCCUGCAUUUUCCUAGUGAAUUUGGCCAUCAAUGACAUUCUGGUGGCAUUAUUUCUUCUACCUUUCAGCAUCGCGACCACUGCAAGUAAUUACAUCGUCGUGAGUGAAACUGGCUGCGACAUUAUUGGGUUCUUCCAACAUGCCACAAGCGCAGUCUCAGUUUUGACGCUUCUGUCUGUUAGUAUGGACAGAUAUCUAGCCAUACUGACUCCUCUGAAAUACAAAGGCUGGGUGACCCGUAAUCGGACUGUUUUGUGUAUAUUUGUCAUCUGGUUUUAUGCGUUGCUAUCGGCGUGUUAUCCUCUUCUGGGAUGGAGCCGUUAUGACGCUUUCCCUGGACAGUGGCUUUGCGAAUCCGAUUACCACAUAUCCGUCAGUUUUACUUACUUCAAAAUGACUACAAUCUACUUUAUGCCACUGGUUUCUAUCAUUUUUAUUUACAUCAGUAUAUUACGAGUAGCCUUACGUCAUUCGAAACAAAUCGCCCGCGAAGUGAAGGCAUUGCGUCAAAGGGAAAUGGCUGCAGUACUUGAACCUGAACUUAGUGCGCAAGUGUCAGCGGCAGUCAUAUCGGGACAAUAUUGCAUGCGCAAGCCGCAUUCUGCCCUAAGAGCGGAUAUCAAGACAGCUUUGACAUUGGCCUCCAUCGUCGGAGUGCUUUUUAUCGCCUGGACACCAUAUAUAGUAGUGAAUCUGUGGUCUUCGCAUUCAGGGAAUUAUGGGACAGAAUUACUACAGUCCAUUGUCUCUGGACUUUAUUACUCCACAGGAGUUAUAAAUCCUUAUUUAUACGGGUAUUUGAACAGGAUUAUAAAAAGAGAAUUUAAACUUUUUUGGACAAAUACUCGUAGGUCUAUUUCUCAGAUAAGAGCAAACAAAAUCCAACACGUGGAAAUAGCACCACGAAAGUCGUCCUAAUCGGAAGACAUCUUUAUCCUGUUCAGAAAAAUUCCACAUCAGAUUUCACGUUUGUUUCAUGCUCCAGCGCGCGUCCAUCGAGACACAAAGCCCUUGGAGAGCACUCAAGAAGCUCGUAUUUUUCUUGGCUUCGUAUUAUCUCACUUGCUCUUCAAACUCCCCGUAUCUCGAUGAACGCACGCUAAAGUAUGAAGUACUUAUUUUACAUUAUUUUCAACGCAGUAAUUUAAGUGUUUUAAACAAAGAAAUUCCCCAUGCACAUUUCGCUUCAAUGCGGACGUACGCUUUAUCAACGGGCGCAAAAGAAAUAUGAAGCACGCCGUUCGGAUGAAUAAAGAAAACUUUUCAAAAAUUAAGACUCCUUAUUUUUCGGUGGACAAGCUUUCCCUCGACAAGUCUCCUUGCUCAAAGUCCGAGAAGCCGGACCUGCCAAGAAAGUACUUGUCAUGUUGUAAAUUUCAAUUUCCAGGAAAAUUUGUUUCAAAGGAAACCUUGUCGGCUUGAGAGGAAUAAAUGCGCUAUAGUGCACAUAAACUUGUGAGAGUCUGUGUAAGAUCAAGUAAUAGACCUAAAUUAUUAGUUAAAAUGGUGAGAACAAAGUUUCCUACUUAUAAUGAUCUGUACUCAGUGCUCUAAUAAAUGUAAAGUAACUCACUAA
This is a messenger RNA of Stylophora pistillata, 2578 nucleotides long. Its product is annotated as G protein-coupled receptor 161B. Gene Ontology annotation, biological process: G protein-coupled receptor signaling pathway. The record is from RefSeq and is a predicted model, not a curated record. Gene Ontology annotation, molecular function: G protein-coupled receptor activity. Lineage: Eukaryota; Metazoa; Cnidaria; Anthozoa; Scleractinia; Pocilloporidae. Gene Ontology annotation, cellular component: membrane.